AUGUCCUUCGAGUCGGAGAUCGGCGCGCAGCCCCCGAUCGGGUUCUGGGACCCCCUCGGCCUCGUGACGGACGCGGACCAGGAGAGGUUCGACCGCCUCCGCUACGUGGAGAUCAAGCACGGCCGCAUUGCCAUGCUCGCGGUGGCGGGCCACCUCACCCAGCAGAACUACCGCCUCCCCGGCAUGCUGUCCUUCAAGGACAACGUCUCCUUCGAGGACGUGCCCAACGGGCUCGCGGCGUUCUCCAAGAUCCCGCCGCUGGGCACCCUGCAGAUCAUCCUCGCCAUCGGCGUUCACGAGCUCUUCGUCGUCAAGCAGGUGGAAGGCUCCUUCCCGGGAGACUGCACCACCGGCGGCAACAUCUUCCAGUCGGCGUGGGACAACAUGUCGGAGGAGACCCAGGCCUCCAAGCGCGCGAUCGAGCUCAACAACGGCCGCGCGGCGCAAAUGGGCAUCCUGGCCAUGAUGGUUCACGAGCAGCUCUCGAACCAGCCCUACAUCAUCAACGACCUCGCCGGCGCCGCGUACAAGUUCAACUAAGCCGUCCGUCUUUUCUCCACGAGUUGUCGUACGUAGAGCGCUACUAAGGCCGGCAGGUAUCUAGCUUCGGGUGCGGCGGUGGUGGUGACUGACCUUCUGAGUCCACCCGGGGUGCGGCCGAGGGGGGAGAUGGGGCCAGCCAGCUCGACCGUUCCAGCGGAAUGGGAUUAGAUAGAAACACCCCUCCCUGCAUCCGUCAUGUUUCUGUCUCCCCUUGUUUUUUUUUUUAAUGUUUUUGUGGGCCCUUGUUUUGUACCAGUCGAGUAGGGGAGGGGGGCAAGGGAAGCCUUUUGCAGGACGGCGUUUUUGAGAACGAGGCAUGCUGUUGCUGACGGCUUUUGAGCCCUCAUACCGUCGCCUAAUUUAGGUGUCCACACUAACGAGCUGGCUGUACAACUGAAGAAGCGGAGUUUUUCGAUUCUUCAGGUUUUGCUAGUACGCUCGGUCCAAUUUGAGCCCUGGUUCUGGCAGGGAAACCGCGUUCUCGCCAUUUUUGUGCGUUGCGCCUGCUGUUUGUUUUGUCACCAUCUGCGUUGGAAAUUUUUAACACGAGGCACGAUGUGCUGUGUCGCUGCCCCGUGCGUAGGUGUUGAUGCACACUCCCUUUGGUGCUCGUUUGGAGAGCGGCAUGUAUUUGUGGCUUGCUCUUGCUCUCACUCGCGUAGACGAUCACAUCCCCUUAUGCUCAGCUCCGCGGCAUUCGCGUGUGUGUUUCGCCUGGAGAGGGAGGCGCUCUUCUUUUCUGGCCUAUCGUGUGUAUCACCACACGGGAAGAAAAGGAAACUACGAUGUUUUAAUUUGACAAACUCAUGGCGCGGCUCUACAUCCGCUGUCGAGUGUUGACCCCUUG
This is a messenger RNA of Ectocarpus siliculosus, 1390 nucleotides long. NCBI's taxonomy places the organism in Eukaryota, Phaeophyceae, Ectocarpales, Ectocarpaceae. The record is from the annotation of a GenBank genome assembly.